CAAAUCCUUCGGUGGAGUGCUCUGGACUACCUGAUCCGGUGAAAGGGAAGGAAUGCACUUUCUCCUGUGCUUCUGGUGAGUACCUGGAGAUGAAGAACCAGGUGUGCAGCAAAUGCGCGGAGGGAACCUAUUCACUUGGGAGUGGGAUCAAGUUUGACGAAUGGGACGAGCUUCCAGCAGGAUUUUCCAAUGUGGCAACUUUCAUGGACACAGCAGUUGGCUCAUCUGAGAAUAAAGCUGACAGCUGCAACAACUCUUCAUGGACACCUCGAGGGAAUUACAUCGAGUCGAACAGGGAUGAUUGUACAGUUUCUCUCAUCUACGCUGUGCACCUGAAGAAAUCUGGUUCUGUCUUCUUUGAAUAUCAGUAUAUUGACAACAACAUCUUCUUUGAAUUUUUUAUACAAAAUGACCAGUGCAAAGAGAUGGAGUCCACGGCAGACAAGUGGGUGAAGCUAACAGACAAUGGAGAAUGGGGCUCUCAUUCUGUAACUCUGAAAUCAGGCAGCAAUAUAUUAUACUGGAGAACAACAGGGAUUCUCAUGGGGUCCAAAGCAGUAAAACCAGUUCUGGUGAAAAACAUCACUAUUGAGGGAGUUGCAUAUACAUCUGAAUGCUUCGCAUGUAAGCCUGGUACCUUCAGUGACAAACCAGGUUCAUCUGGCUGCCAGGUGUGUCCCAGAAAUACUUAUUCUGAGAAAGGAGCAAAGGAGUGCACCAAGUGUAAAGAAGAAAUGUAUUAUGCAGAUGAGGGAUCCAGUGCAUGUAUAGACCGUCCUCCAUGCACAAACAGAGACUUUUUCCAGAUCCAUACCCCGUGUGAUAAGGAAGGAAAAACACAGAUCAUGUACAAAUGGAUUGAACCCAAGAUCUGCAGAGAGGAUCUCCCUGGUGCAUUGACCCUACCUCCUUCUGGAGAAAGGAAGGAUUGUCCACCCUGCAAUCCUGGCUUUUACAACAAUGCCUCAUCUUCCUGCACUCCUUGCCCUCCAGGCACAUUUUCUGAUGGGACUCAGGAAUGCAAAGCCUGUCCUGCUGGGACUGAACCAGCUCUUGGGUUUGAGUACAAGUGGUGGAACAUCCUGCCAGCCAACAUGAAGACAUCUUGCUUUAAUGUUGGCAACUCCAAGUGCGAUGGGAUGAAUGGCUGGGAGGUAGCUGGUGAUCACAUCCAGAGUGGGGCAGGAGGCUCUGACAAUGACUAUCUUAUCUUGAACCUGCACAUCCCAGGAUUUAAACCUCCAACAUCGGUGACAGGAGCAACUGGGUCAGAACUAGGACGGAUUACUUUUAUUUUUGAGACCAUCUGUUCAGCAGAUUGCGUGCUGUACUUUAUGGCAGAUGUUAAUCGAAAAAAUACCAAUGUGGUGGAAUCCUGGGAAAGAAGUAAAGAGAAACAAUCCUACACUCACAUCAUUUCCAAAAAUGCUUCCUUCACAUUCACCUGGGCCUUUCAGAGAAUAAGUGAGGGCCAAGAUAGCAGACAGUUCAUCAAUGACAUGGCAAAGAUCUACUCCAUCACGGUGACCAAUGCAGUGGAUGGAGUUGCUUCUUUUUGUCGGGCCUGUGCUCUGGGCUCUGAGCAGUCUGGCUCAUCCUGUGUGCCCUGCCCAGCAGGACACUACAUCGAGAAGGAGAGCAGCCAGUGCAAGGAGUGUCCAGCCAACACCUUCCUCUCCAUCCACCAGGUCUACGGCAGGGAGGCCUGCAUCCCAUGUGGGCCUGGCAGCAGGAGCACUGAGGACCACUCUGCCUGCUUCAGUGACUGCCUGCUGUCAUACAUCAAGGAUAACCAGAGCCUGAAUUAUGAUUUUAGCAACCUCAGCCAGGUGGGCUCAUUGAUGAGUGGACCCAGCUUCACCUCCCGCGGAACCAAGUUUUUCCACUUCUUUAACAUCAGCCUGUGUGGGAAUGAGGGGAGGAAGAUGGCUAUUUGCACUGACAAUAUCACGGAUGUCACUCUGAAGGACAUGGUUGCAGAAUCACAAGAUUUUUCCAAUUUUGUGGGAGCUUUUGUCUGUCAGUCCACCAUCAUCCCAUCGGACAGCAAGGGUUUCCGAACAGCCCUGGCUCUGCAGUCCAACAGCCUUGCUGACAGGUUCUUAGGAGCUACUAUUGAGACAAUGCUGGAAAAUAUAAGCAUCAAGACAGAUAUGUUUCCUCCCUCUCCAAAUAAAAUACCUGAUGUGCAUUUCUUUUACAAGUCUUCAACAGUGACAACCUCCUGUGAAAAUGGUCGUGCAACUGUUGUAACAAUGAGAUGCAACACCAACAAACCAGACCAAGGAGAGCUUUCUGUGCCCAGCUCGUGCCCUGCGGGCACCUGCGAUGGAUGCACUUUCUACUUUCUAUGGGAAAGUGCAGAAGCUUGUCCUCUCUGCACAGAGCAAGACUACCAUGAGAUUGAGGGAGCCUGCAAAAAAGGAUUUCAGGAAACUUUAUAUGUAUGGAAUGAGCCAAAGCAUUGCAUUAAAGGGGUUUCCUUGCCAGAAAAAAAGACCAGCACUUGUGAAACAGUGGACUUUUGGCUAAAAGUUGGAGCUGGUGUUGGUGCUUUCACAGCUGUUCUGCUCAUAGCCUUGACCUGCUAUUUUUGGAAGAAGAACCAGAAGCUGGAGUAUAAAUAUUCCAAAUUAGUGAUGACAGCAAACUCAAAGGAGUGUGAGCUGCCAGCUGCUGACAGCUGUGCUAUAAUGGAAGGAGAAGAUAAUGAAGAAGAAAUAGUAUAUUCAAAUAAGCAGUCACUGCUGGGGAAGCUCAAGUCCUUGGCAACGAAGGAAAAGGAAGAUAAUUUUGAAUCUGUUCAGCUGAAAUCUUCAAGAUCCCAAAAUAUAUGA
Messenger RNA from Indicator indicator, 2837 nucleotides. RefSeq names its product endosome-lysosome associated apoptosis and autophagy regulator family member 2 (gene ELAPOR2). Gene Ontology annotation, biological process: positive regulation of BMP signaling pathway. The coding region runs from base 90 to 2837 and encodes 915 amino acids. Lineage: Eukaryota; Metazoa; Chordata; Aves; Piciformes; Indicatoridae. The record is from RefSeq and is a predicted model, not a curated record. The transcript has 21 exons.